This is a messenger RNA of Papaver somniferum (opium poppy), 2219 nucleotides long. RefSeq names its product probable WRKY transcription factor 31. The transcript is spliced from 6 exons. Gene Ontology annotation, molecular function: DNA-binding transcription factor activity; sequence-specific DNA binding. The record is from RefSeq and is a predicted model, not a curated record. Bases 210 to 1991 code for a protein of 593 amino acids. Gene Ontology annotation, biological process: regulation of DNA-templated transcription. NCBI's taxonomy places the organism in Eukaryota, Viridiplantae, Streptophyta, Magnoliopsida, Ranunculales, Papaveraceae.
CUUGUUUGUUUGGUCUUCAAACCCGAAGCCUUUUUAUUGCCGAUUCUAUUGCACCAGUUUAGAAUACUUCAGACUUUACACCCUCUCUCCUUCUCUCCUCUCCUAGUCUCACUUUCUCUCUUUAUUUACUACACUGUUCUCUUCUUGUUGUUUGUAAAAAAUCCAAAGUCGUUGAAUUCUAUACUUCGGAUCUAGCUAGCUAAUAACUCAUGAACAGAUUAGCUGGUGGAGAAAUUGCAUAUAAUUCUGAUCCGUUUCGUAAUUUCUUUCCAAGCAAACCUCCUUCAUUCAUGGAUACUACUGCAACUAAUUUCCACGGUUCUGGGUUUACGAUGAACCUUAUUAACUCAAAUGAUCAUCAUCAACAACAUGAAAAACGAGCUGUUGUUGAUGAAAUGGAUUUCUUUUCAUCUGAUAAAAAUCGUGUCAGAGAAUAUGAUCAGAACAAGGGCGCUAAGGAUAUGAUGAUCAAGAAGGAGGAUUCCCACGGUGGAUCUUCUUCAAGGUUCAGCCACGACGUUAAUACUGGUUUAAAUCUUCUAACUGCAAAUACGUUGAGUGAUCAAUCAACUGUCGAUGAUGACGGUAUAUCGCCUAAUGCUGAUGAUAAGCGUAGCAAGAACGAGCUGGAAGCGCUGCAACAAGAUCUUAACCGAAUGAAUUCUGAAAAUCAAAAAUUGAAAGGAAUGCUUAGUCAGGUUACCAACAACUACAAUACGUUACAGAUGCAACUCGUAGUGUUGAUGCAACAAAAAAGCCCUAAAAUUGAAACUUCUCAAGAUCACGAGAUGGUUAAUGUUGCAAAACACGAAGAAAAUAGAGUAAAUGAAAUGAUUCCAAGGCAAUUCAUGGAUCUAGGUCUUGCAACAACAAACACCGAAGUGGAUGAACUUUCACAUUCAUCUUCUGAAGGAAAAAGUCGUGAUCGAUCACGAACACCAAUAAAUACGAGCCUAGAGGAGUCGUCAUUGCAAAAGAAAGAAAUGGUACUGUUUGAUCAUCAGGAAAAGAGCGAACUUGGUAGCAGUAGGGAUAACGAGGAAAGUCUCGAGGACCAUCCAUCUCAAGGUUGGGUUCCUAAUAAAAUCCCUAAAUUGAAUGUCGAGUCGCAACAACAGCAGCAACCUAUGGAAGCUACUAUGAGGAAACCUCGAGUUUCAGUUCGAGCUCGAUCUGAAGCACCUAUGAUUACAGAUGGAUGUCAAUGGCGAAAAUAUGGGCAGAAGAUGGCCAAAGGAAACCCUUGUCCUCGAGCUUAUUAUAGAUGUACCAUGGCUGCAGCAUGUCCAGUUCGUAAACAAGUGCAAAGAUGCGCUGAGGAUAGAACAAUAUUGAUAACGACAUAUGAAGGAACUCACAAUCAUCCACUUCCACCAGCAGCAAUGGCAAUGGCAUCGACCACAUCAACAGCCGCAACUAUGCUGUUAUCAGGAUCGAUGUCGAGUGCUGAUGGUUUAAUGAAUUCGAAUUUCUUAACAAGGACAUUACUUCCUUGUUCAUCAAGUAUGGCGACAAUAUCAGCCUCUGCUCCAUUCCCUACUGUUACAUUGGACCUUACCCAGUCACCUAAUAAUCCCUUGCAAUUUCAAAGACCGACAACACAAUUUCAUGUCCCGUUCAUGAACCAAUCGCCGUCCCAAGGGUUUGGAUCUCAACCAACGGCGCAACCGCAGCUUCCACAGUUAUUCGGGCAAUCUCCUUAUAAUCAAUCAAAAUUUUCUGGUCUUCAAAUGUCAUCACAAAAUGGCGAUCAAGCACAUCGUAGCAAUAACCACCAAUCUCCGCCACGACAACAACAACAACAAGCUCAGCCAAACUCAUUAGCGGACACUGUGAGCGCCGCCACGGCUGCAAUCACAGCUGAUCCGAACUUCACCGCUGCUCUAGCUGCGGCAAUCUCCUCCAUAAUGAGUGGUGGUGGCCAACAAACAAUGAAUAACAACAGCAGCAGUUGCAAUACUGCCAGCAAUACUAACAACAGUACUGAUUAAUUUACCAUAUAAAUUUACUAGCAGUUCAAUACUAGUUGGCAGCGUUAGAUUAAUUUGAAAUUGCAGUUAUUAAUCUUGUUUUGUCUGUUCGCAUUUUUUUGUUGGUGUUAAAAAAAGAGGGGGAAAAUUAUACAUGUUCAUUAUCUGGAGUGAAGAAUUCAAAAAAUUCUGUAUUUUCGUUCUUUUUUUUUUACUACUGUUAAAUAAUGAAGUUUUUUUUUCUUACAA